UAGACAUUUUUUUAUAAAAUCUCCUCUUUCUGGUUCGGUUCUCGCGUUCUGCAAACUCCUCCGUCGAUUUCAGCUGAGAGAUGUCGGCAUAUGACAAUGUUAUUGGUGGGAAGUUAAAGCUAAAAGGGAAGGCUUUGGAUGUGAAAGCAGGUGGAGUCAAGAAGAAGAAGAAACAAAAGAAACAAGAAGAACAAGCUCUUAAAAUUACUGAUCAUCAUGAACUCAUAGAAGGAGAAAAUACUGAAGCUUUGGGUAAAUUGAUUGAAGAAGAAGGAGAAGAAGAUGAAGCGGGUAUGAGUGAAUUGGCGAAAUACGACGAUGAUCAGUUAACGCCUGCAGAGAGAAGGUACAUAGAGCAGAAGCAGAGACUGGAUGUGCAGAAACUGGCUAAGGAAGCGAACAAGUCUCACCGUAACAGGAUUGAGGAUUUCAAUCAGUACCUGGCUAACAUGAGCGAGCACUAUGAUAUCCCUAAAGUCGGACCUGGUUAAUCUUAUUCUUCACUGGCUUUCUUCAACUCUGCUUAUCGAUUUGUCAUUGUUAAAUAACUUAUGUUGGAUCUUUAUUGCGUUUUCCUUUAACAUUUCAAUUGUGUGAUCUCCACUCUCUUAAUGAAAAAGAAAACACACCUUGGAAUCUUU
Brassica oleracea var. oleracea is the source of this 641-nucleotide messenger RNA. Its product is annotated as protein FAM32A. The record is from RefSeq and is a predicted model, not a curated record. NCBI's taxonomy places the organism in Eukaryota, Viridiplantae, Streptophyta, Magnoliopsida, Brassicales, Brassicaceae. Bases 81 to 491 code for a protein of 136 amino acids. Gene Ontology annotation, cellular component: nucleolus. The transcript is spliced from 3 exons.